GCUGGAGUUAGGGCUUUGCUCGCGUUGGCUGGCGCGUCCUCAGUGUGUUGUUUGUGUGUUAACGCGGCAGUUGACAGUAGAGAGUGGCCCAGUGGAUCGGAAACUCGGAAGGGCUGGGAGACUCGCUCACCAGGGUACAGGCCCUUGAAGAGGAAUGCUAGCCAAGGAAGUCAAAAGCUCUAACGCUCCCUUGUGUGCAUUAUAUCUGAGUAUAAGUGAAAAACUAUGUGCUAUGAGUAGCCUGCUAGAUCCUCUUUCCUGAUUAGAUUAAGGAACAAUUUGAAUAUGCGCUGCCUUGCAGCUCGAGUCAACUACAAAACACUUAUUGUCAUCUGUACGCUGUUUACCUUGGUGACUGUGCUAUUGUGGAACAAGUGUUCUAGUGACACUUCAGCACGCUUCCCACGAGAUCCCAGUCUGUUGGAAUCUGGCUUCCGUAAAGAAAUUUUGGAGAAGCGCACUGCCUCCCUAGACAACAAUAAUGCUGGCAGUGACAUUCAUGUUGUAAAACAGCAGUCAGAAGAAGCUUCCCCUCAGGAGCAGCAGAAAGCACCACCAAUAGUUGGAGGUGUCAAUAACAUUAAAUCCUUGGGCCUUAAGUAUGACGAGCUAGACUGCCUGAUCAAUGAUGACUAUACCAUUAAAGGAAGAAGGGAAGGAAAUGAGGUAUACCUCCCAUUUAGCUGGGUGGAAAAAUAUUUUGAAGUUUAUGGAAAAGUAGCGCAAUAUGAUGGCUAUGACCGCUUUGAGUUUUCUCAUAGCUACUCCCGUGUGUAUGCACAGCGGUCACCUUACCACCCCAAUGGGGUCUUCAUGUCUUUUGAGGGCUACAACGUUGAAGUCCGAGACCGAGUGAAGUGCAUCAGUGGCGUGGAAGGCGUGCCUCUGUCAACACAGUGGGGACCUCAAGGCUACUUUUAUCCCAUCCAGAUUGCACAGUAUGGAUUGAGCCACUAUAGCAAGAACCUGACAGAGAAGCCCCCACACAUUGAGGUGUAUGAUACAGGUGAUCAGGAUGCUCGAACAAGCAGCUGGGCUGUGCCUAAGGGCUGUCUCAUCUCUACAGUGUUUGAUAAAACAAGGAACAGCAAUGUGAGACAAUUCAGCACUCCAGAAAUGUCAGAUGGAGUUUCCUUGCUCCUUGGAAAUAUGAAAGAUUUCAUCAUCUCAUUUGACCUUAAAUUUAUCACAAAUGGUAGUGUGUCAGUCGUGCUGGAAACAACAGAGAAGAAUCAACUUUUCACCAUCCAUUACGUUUCAAAUUCCCAGCUGAUAGCUUUCAAAGAUAAAGACAUUUCAUAUGGCAUUGGGGCUAGGACUAGCUGGAGCACACUCACAAGAGACCUGGUAACGGACUUGAAGAAGGGGGUGGGUCUUUCCAAUACUAAAGCUGUAAAACCGACCAAGAUCAUGCCAAAACGGGUGGUUCAAAUUGUUCUAAAAGGAAAAGGCUUUAUUGACAAUAUCACUAUCUCCACAACAGCACAUAUGUCUGCUUUCUUUGCAGCAAGUGAGUGGCUAGUAAAAAAUCAGGAUGACAGAGGCGGGUGGCCCAUCAUGGUGACACGGAAACUGGGAGAGGGUUUCAAGUCUCUCGACCUAGGCUGGUAUUCUGCUAUGGCUCAGGGUCAAGCCAUGUCCACUCUGGUGCGAGGCUACCUGCUAACAAAGAAUACCGUUUACCUCAACGCAGCUCUCAAGGCUACAACACCUUACAAACUCCCUUCUGAGCAGCAUGGUGUGAAAGCACUUUUCAUGAACAGGUAUGAUUGGUAUGAAGAGUAUCCCACAAGCCCUAGUUCGUUUGUACUUAAUGGCUUCAUUUACUCUCUUAUUGGUUUGUAUGAUCUAAAGGAGACUGCUGGUGAGAAGCUAGGCAGAGAUGCUCAUCUCCUUUAUGACCGUGGCAUGGAAUCCCUGAAGGCCAUGCUCCCAUUAUAUGACACAGGCUCUGGUACUAUUUACGAUCUCCGCCACUUCAUGCUGGGUACAGCACCCAACCUUGCCCGUUGGGAUUAUCAUACAACUCACAUAAACCAGCUGCAGCUACUCAGCACAAUAGACGAUGCUCCCAUCUUCAAAGAGUUUGUUAAGCGCUGGAAGAGUUAUCUAAAAGGAGGUCGUGCUAAGCACAACUAGCUGUGUCGUUUGAAACAGCUAUGAAUUUUCAAAGGCCACUGCUGAAAGAUUAGGAAGAGUUUGUACAGGUCAGAGCUCUGAUAAUGGCCUAAUGGCUGUUACGUUGGCCACAGUCAAAGGUCAUCACAAAGAUUAAAAUUAUGGUGAUGUUCAACCGAAUUCAUUACCAUGUCAUGUGUGAUGCAGAAAGCAGCUGGAAAUGGAAAUGUGGGCUCUGAAGCUAGAAGAUUUUUAAAUCCUGAUGGAAAGAUUUUUAAAUCAUGAAAACACUAGUCAAGUUCUAUUUACUGUCUGUUGCCAGAUGUCAUGACUCUGACAUCUGAACAGCUAAAAUUCCUCUAGUUAAAGUGUAAAAAAAUUUAGUUUUCCAUGAUUUGGUUGAGUUGGUGUUUCUACUGCCUCUAUGCCUAUAUUGGUACAGACUCAACAUUUGGAAAACUUGCUGGUACAGAUCAAUCCUGAAUCAGGCUUAUUUUUUGAAUAUUUUUUUCCUCCACCCGUUUAAACACUUUGACUCUGGUAGAGACUUUUACAUGGCCUAAAAAGUAUACAUCCAUUUCGGUCCUUGACCUUACAGUUCAUUUUCUUAUAACUGGCUUCUCAAAGAACACGUACUGGUCUUCAUCAGUCAGCAGAUUGAUAGUUUUGUACACCCUAGCACACAUUGCAGUUGUCAGAAUGAGUACUCCUGCCCAAUUUAUGUUCCUUCUGCAAAAAGGUUAGGUUAAUGUGAGGACCAUACAGCUCUGUACCCCAUGACCAGAUAUGACGAGUGUUGUACUCUUUAUUCCAGGUACUGGGCUGCUGUUUGUGUGCAAUGAGAACAGAUAGACAAGUAUAUUGUUAUAACAUAAGAGGUCCUUACUUCUCAGUGAGAUAAACCAUUUCUGGGCCUUUAGUGGGUAGAACAAGAGCUGGUUGUAUAAGACUCUUUCUGUCCUAGCAUAUCAUUGCAUCCACUAUAAUUAUUUGAAUAUCAGAAUCCAUGUUCGUGGAAAUGGCUGGGGCAGGCCCUGACAGUGUGCUCUCUUUGAAUUCUUUGUUCUUUGAUGUAGACAAUGAGCAGAGCAGAGAGUGUCAACAGCUAUUGUACUGCAUGCCAUUGUUCUCUGUGGAUGUGCUGCACUUUCCUUUUUUUUUUAUUUAUUUAUUGACAAAUGUAGCUGCUAAAGGGGCCAAUCUUCUAUUGUCGGUUGCUUCUUCCCACAACUCUGUUUUAUGUAAAUAGAGAAGCAGGGUAGUGGAUGUUGCAGUUGCUUGGAAUGCAGACAAAUUUCUGGAGAGAGUUUAUUUCAGAUAAGUACAUGUGUAAAUGAAAUGUUUGGCAGCAUUUUCAAGGGUGCUGUCUAAGAGCUGCAUUGGCCAACUUGUGUUCUGCAAGAGGUUAUAAGAUACCACGUAGCUGUAUGCAAAAGCACAACUGAACACCUGUUAGAAUUCUUUAUCUUUUUCUAAACGCUGCUAUUGUUUUUCACUUUUAAAUUGUUCUCCUUGUGAAUCUUAAAGGUGGCACUGGGGUCACAUGGUUCACUUGCAAUAAAAUAUUGGCGGGGGUUCUGCCUGGUUGUACAAACUGCAGGUUAAGCACAAUGUGCACAUUACCAUUUUUAUAUGCAGAGAGAAUGUUUAUAUAAUAAAAGGUUUUAAAUGUCAA
Messenger RNA from Erpetoichthys calabaricus (reedfish), 3793 nucleotides. RefSeq names its product D-glucuronyl C5-epimerase-like. The record is from RefSeq and is a predicted model, not a curated record. Bases 286 to 2139 code for a protein of 617 amino acids. Gene Ontology annotation, cellular component: Golgi apparatus. Gene Ontology annotation, biological process: heparan sulfate proteoglycan biosynthetic process. The transcript has 5 exons. NCBI's taxonomy places the organism in Eukaryota, Metazoa, Chordata, Cladistia, Polypteriformes, Polypteridae. Gene Ontology annotation, molecular function: heparosan-N-sulfate-glucuronate 5-epimerase activity.